GCCGACAUGUCGGACUGUUGUACACGGGCGAUAAACUGGCGUCGCCGCUUCUGAACCAGCGGCUGUGGUCUGGUCUGGCUUGGCUUGGCUUGGCUUGGCUUGGCUUUGCUAGCAGCUAGCUCCGACACCGACACUCAGGACAGUAUAACCCCCCCACCCCCCCACCCCUUCGUCUGGCUGCUGCAGACCUCGUCCAUGUCUGAGCUGUGGGCCUACAACUAGGCUGAAGGUUGGAUCUGUCCAAUGACCUGCCAGUCCUCCGAGUCCACAGACACCAUCGAGAGCGACAGACGAGCCGACAACAACUCCAGGGCUGUGGAAUCGGACGAGAGUCGCAUCGCCUCAGCCAUGAAAGACCUGAAGAACACAGGCUGGUACUGGGGCAGUCUAACCGCCACUGAAGCCAAAGAGAUCCUGCAGGACGCCUCGGAGGGAACCUUCCUGGUGCGGGACAGCUCUCAGAGGGAUUACCUGUUCACCAUCUCAGCCAUGACGUCGGCGGGUCCCACCAACCUGCGCAUCGAGUACAAACACGGGAAGUUCAAGCUGGACUCGGUGGUCCUGGUCAAGCCCAAGCUGAAGCAGUUCGACAGCGUGGUCCACCUGGUGGAGCACUACGUCAUGCUGUCCAGGACCAGCGACAAGGCGGCAUCGAACUCUCAGCCCUCGGCAGCACCGCCCAACGGCACGGUGCAGCUGCUGCUCACCAAACCCGUGUACACGGCCACGCCUUCGCUGCAGCACCUGUGUCGUAUCACCAUCAACAGGAGGACGCGGCGGGUCCAGGAUCUGCCGCUGCCCAACAGACUGAAGGACUACCUGACAGACUACGCCUACAACGUGUAGACAGGGGGUGGGGCUACAGCUCAGCUCAAUGCAUCAGCUGACCACUGACCAGUCCCAUCACCUGCUCUACAGGUACCCGGCAGGGACACGCAAUAACCAUGCUGAGGUCUCCCUCCAGACGGGGGUCAGAGUCUCAGCUGGAGGUCUGCAUCCUGAUCACAGACACUUCAGGGUGGAGGCGGAGCCACCAACACUGAGGUACUGACCCUGACCACGACACGAGCAACACAAUACCCCCCCCACCACCACCACGCAGUCACACUUCCUGGUCUCCUUUCAAAUUAAAGCUCCAAACCAGAUUCCCCUCUUUUAUGAACAAAUAAAAAGCUGCUUCAGACUCAUUAGUUUCUAAUAAUAAAAUGUUCUAAUUUCCCAAAGUCCAAACGUCUUUAAAUGUUUCGUUUUCAGGUCACUGUGACAGAAACAGGAGAUCUGUGACUCUGGCCUGAAAAAUCAUCAACAAAUACAAAAGUUAAAACCACAACAGGAUCACAAACAAACAGAGAGAGAAAGAAGUUUGCAGUUUUCUGCUGCUCAGUGAAUAAUGACUGACGACUGUUUGAUCACCAAAUAAUUAAAGAUCAAUUUCUAAUAUUGUUGCAGCUCAAACUUGAGCUGACGAUUAAACUAUUGUCACGAUUGACGAGAAGCAGGAAGUGUCAUUUGAACUGAAUAAACUUUAUUGAUACAGGACUUUCAAAAUAUUCGUUACAAAACAUUAACUAAUUAUUAGUUAGCAGUUAUUCUGCAGGUGAAUUAUUACAGUUUAAUAAUCAUGAAGUGGAACUGCACUGUUUGUCCUGCAGCUAUUGAUUGCUGUCAUCAUUAAUUGGUUUAUUAAAUGUCAAACGGUUUCCCAGGGCAACGUGGUGUUUUUUUUGGUCAAGUAAAGAUCGGUUCAAUAAAGUUGAAUGAACCAGGUGAGUCCGAUUAAAGUAAAUCUACUCCCACGCUCACCAUCGACCCAUAAAUAAUAUCUCUGAAGCUUCGUUUUCUUCUUGUUAUUCCUACCUGUAAACACAGGGAACGGAGCCAUCUGAUUGGCUGAAGUGAAAAGUUCACCUGCGGCCAAACGUCAGUGAGGUUUCUCCUGAUCGAUGAGCAGCGUAGAAAGCAAACUCUUUCCUCUGAACACACGUCAGACUCUCCGUCAUGUUUGACUUUGUACCUGCUGGAUGUAGUACUCUGUAACUGUGGACCAAUCAGAUCGCAGGAAAACACAACACCUGUUGAUACUACGCUGCUGAAACUCUGUACUGAUCCUCCGUUUCACAUGUUCUCAAAAUCAGUUCUUUUAUCCAGAGAUGAGUAAUUAUUUGAAAUAUAAUUAUGAACGGGUGAAAUAUUCAAAUCUCAGCAGCUGCAGUUUUUCUGACAAAGGUAAAAUGUGUCACAUUGUUAGCAUUAGCAUUGUUAGCACCAUCAGUGUUGUGGUGCUGCAGAGACGCCCUGAUGAAAAAAACGUCCCUUCCAACUCAAAUCGCAAUGUUUUAUUUAUUUAUUUAUUUUGCAUAUCGUGCAGCCUUAAUUUCAUCCAUUAAUCAAUUAACAGAAUUUUCUCGGAGUCCAAAUUUAACGAUCAGAUUAACGAUCAAUCAACUGACGAGUUGUUUGAGAACGAUUCUCCACUUCUCAUUUAAAGAACCAGCAGCAGGAAACAAUAUUAAUAUUGCAGCUGAUCUUUUCCUGAGUGGAAGUAGUUCUAACGUCUCAACCUGCGACUGAAAACCGAAUAACAUUAAAAAAACAAGAUCACAGAUCUAAAAUUAAGGGAAAGAAAAACUCUGCAGGAGAGAUGUUUGUGUUCAGUCCUCACUCCUUCAAGUGACCAGUAAUAAAAAUCUCAGAAACUCAGUUAAAAUGUUGAUGACAUUUAAAACUAUGUGAUAAUAAUCAAAGGUAAAAUCAGCUGUGAGGUCAGAGGUCACCCUCCGUGUUGGCGUCACUUCUCCAGUCUGUCAGGGUUCAGGUGUCAGGGUGAUGUGGUCAUGUGACAGUGGGUCACUCAGGUAAAUGGGACUUUGUUAUUGCACAGGUUUGUCCGCAGGUUCGAUGCUCGUACUGUUGCGUCUGACACUGUGUGAACUCUCCACCACGUUUCUGUCAGUGUGGAUUAUUCUCAUGUUCCUCUUCUGUUUGUAUUUUUGUAUUGGGGGGGUAAUCAUGGAUGGGGGGGGUCACUUCUUUUCUCCCUUAGCUACAUGAUGAAGUGGACGAACAGUUUCCUGUUUGCAUGAUGAAUGAAUAAAUCUUUAUUACAUGAAACAAUGAGUAGGACAAUAACUGUACAUAUCUCUGCUGUGGACCUGAACCUGCAGCUCAGCCUGUUUGAUUUUAUAAAUAUUUAUUGAUUGUGUCACACUGUGUUUUCUGGUACAGUUUUUGACUCUGAGCAUGUGUCGUCCCUGACGCCGGCGGGCGGCGAGCUGCAGCGGCUCCGCCUCUGUAACGUCGAUCAGCUGCAACCAUGAGAAAUAAAGUUUUAUAUGGUGGUUCA
Seriola aureovittata is the source of this 3343-nucleotide messenger RNA. RefSeq names its product suppressor of cytokine signaling 2 (gene socs2). Gene Ontology annotation, biological process: phosphatidylinositol phosphate biosynthetic process; intracellular signal transduction. Gene Ontology annotation, cellular component: phosphatidylinositol 3-kinase complex. Bases 244 to 846 code for a protein of 200 amino acids. The transcript is spliced from 3 exons. Gene Ontology annotation, molecular function: 1-phosphatidylinositol-3-kinase regulator activity. NCBI's taxonomy places the organism in Eukaryota, Metazoa, Chordata, Actinopteri, Carangiformes, Carangidae. The record is from RefSeq and is a predicted model, not a curated record.